Poeciliopsis prolifica (blackstripe livebearer) is the source of this 3751-nucleotide messenger RNA. RefSeq names its product cadherin-1-like. Lineage: Eukaryota; Metazoa; Chordata; Actinopteri; Cyprinodontiformes; Poeciliidae. Gene Ontology annotation, molecular function: cadherin binding; calcium ion binding. The record is from RefSeq and is a predicted model, not a curated record. Gene Ontology annotation, biological process: cell morphogenesis; cell-cell junction assembly; homophilic cell-cell adhesion. Gene Ontology annotation, cellular component: adherens junction; plasma membrane; cytoplasm.
GAACCUGGAUCCUGCACACAUGCAUGCUGAUGUCACACACUUAAUAUUCCUGCAGCAGCUUCCCCAGAUUAUUUUCACUCAGAGAUAAGAAGGAAGGCACCAACAGAGGAGAGAUGGGAACUGUUUGGUUCACAGUUUGGUGUGCUUUAUUCUUUAAUGUUCAGGCUUCACCAGCAGGGCACACAGAAGACCAAAUAUGUGAACCAGGAUUUGACUCAGAAUCAGUCAUUUUUAAGGUGACUAAGAAGCAUCUGAGGCCGACCACCGUCCUGGGAAAAGUGAACUUCACCGACUGCACAGACGUCAAGGGGUCGAUUUUCGUCGCCUCCGAUUCCCAUUUCAAUCUUGAGACUGAUGGGACAGUAACGGUUUCGAGAUGGUUGUUUCUUCAGGAGGGACGACGAGGUUUCUUCAUCCACUCCUGGGAUUCAAAAGGGAGGAAGCAGACCAUCUCUGCUGUGGUUCAGCACCAAGGGGAUCUGGACGCAGCCCCGGUCCAGAGUGAUUUUCCCCUCAGUGACGUCACAAAUAAGUUAGAGGUUCCAGUCCUGCAUUUCCCAUCAUCCACUGAAGGACUGAGGAGGAAAAAGAGAUUUUCCAUUCCUCCUCUUAAUAUUGCAGAGAAUUCCAGAGGACCUUUCCAUUCAUAUAUUGCCCAGUUUCGCUCUCUUGACGAUAAAGGGAAGAAGAUCAUUUACAGCAUCACUGGUCCGGGAGCUGAUCAGCCUCCUGUUGGUCUCUUUACCAUCGACAGAGACACUGGUCAUCUGUAUGUAACACAGGCAGUGGACAGAGAGAAAAAAGACAGAUAUUUGUUACAGGUAUAUUCUGCUGCGGCGGACGGUUCAGCCUCUGCUGAGGAGCCUAUGGACAUUAUUAUAAGAGUAAUUGACCAGAAUGACAACAAACCUAUUUUCAACCUCUUGGGAAAUGUGGCCGAGUCUUCAUCAAUAGGCUCUGAGGUGGUGAAGGUUAUGGCAACAGAUGCUGAUGAGCCACACAGUCCCAACUCAGACAUCCGUUAUCGCAUUGUGAGCCAGGAACCUCAGCAACCAAAUCCAUCCAUGUUUGUCAUACACCCAAAGACUGGAGCCAUCACAGUCAGUGCUGCUGGCCUGGACAGACAGAAAUACCCCGAGUAUACCCUGGAGGUGGAAGCAGCAGACAUGAACGGGGAGGGACUUUCUGCAUUAAUGAAAGUAAUGAUCUCUGUAACUCCUGACACGGAGCUCCCUGCUGCCCAAGGAGGAGGGAGGAGCAGGAGGAAUGCAGAUCCAAAGAUUCAUCAUUCUCCUUCAGAGAAAAUGUUACCAAAUCUGUUACCUCUGUCUUCUGAAGAAGGAAAAAGGAGACGGAAGAGAAGCUGGAUUAUUCCUCCCAUCAGUGUUCCUGAGAAUAGCAGAGGCCCGUUUCCUCUGUACUUUGCCCAGGUCUACUCUGACAAAAGUAAAGUGGCGAAAAUCGUUUACAGCCUCCGUGGUCCGGGAGCAGAUCAGCCUCCUGUUGGUCUCUUUACCAUGGACAGAGACACUGGCAAUCUGUAUGUAACACAGGCACUGGACAGAGAGAACCAGGACAAGUACAGAUUAGAAGCACUUGCAGUGGAAGAAGGACAAGCUGAAGCAUCUGAGACCAUUGAAAUAAUUGUGAAUGUCAUCGAUCAGAAUGACAACAAACCAGUUUUCAGCAGAGACACCUUCCAGGGAGAAGUGCCUCAGUCCUCACCUAAAGGUUUUGAGGUGAUGACGGUUCAGGCCACAGAUGCUGAUGAGGGCAAUUCGGACAACUCCGAUGUCUGCUAUCGCAUUAUAAGACAAGAACCCGAAGAACCAAAUCCUUCCAUGUUCGCAAUCAACUCGACUACUGGGCUUAUCACAGUCGACGCUGCGGGGCUGGACAGAGAGAAACACCCGCAGUACACACUCACAGUGGUAGCUGCUGACAUGAGAGGCCUGGGCCUGACUGGAAGAGCCAAAGUCAUCCUAACUAUAACCGAUGGUUCUUCUUCCCCUGCUGGCUGGCUGUUUUCUGACAUUACAGUUCCUGAGAACAGAAUCGGACCCUUCCCUUUACGGGUGGCUCAGCUACGCUUUAAUGAUGAUGAAACACAGAAGAUCCUUUACAGCAUCACUGGUCCGGGAGCAGAUCAGCCUCCUGUUGGUCUCUUUACCAUGGACAGAGACACUGGCAAUCUGUAUGUGACACAGGGACUGGACAGAGAGAACCAGGACAAGUACAGAUUGCAGGUAAAUGCUGUGGCAGAGGAUGGAGGGGCGACAGUCGGACAGAUGCAGGCUGUGGUCAAAGUUGCCGACCAGAACGACAACUCACCUGUUUUUAAUAAAGUCACCUACGAGGGAGAAGUGCCUGAAGCCUCACCCAUAGGUUUCGAGGUGAUUAAAGUGGAGGCCACAGAUGCUGAUGAGCCAAAUACUGAAAACUCAGAGAUUCGCUAUAGCAUCAUGAGCCAGGAACCAGCGGAACCCUCCAUGUUUACCAUCAACCCGGUUUCUGGAGCCAUCACUCUGAGUGCUGAUGGACUGAAUAGAGAGAAACACCCUCAGUUCACUCUGAUGGUCAAAGCGGAAAACUCUGCUGGCGCCACUUUAUUUGCGCAAGUUAAAGUAACUCUGACCGUGACAGCAAACUCUGCGUCCAUGACUCAGGCUGGCGGAGCAAAGAGGAGGAAGAAGCGUUUUUCUGUCAUGGAAAACUGAAAAGGAGCUCACCCAUUACAGCUCACUCAGAUGAAGCUCCAGCUGCCAGUCAGCUCUGAGUUCAGUCAUUGAACAGAAGUGAGAUCUUCCUAUAUGAGGAGCUUUUCUGCUGCGGAGGAGACCUGACAUGAAAAUGUGUGUGUGAAAAGUGUGCUUAAGAGGAAUCUUUGCUUCUCUCCAUUUAUUCCUGAGAGAUGGUCUACAGGACCAUCUCUCAGGCAUCUUUGCAGAUUUUCAUUUCCCUGAAAGUGAAACAAGAAUGUGAUUUUUUUUCUGCAGCUGUUGGUAUCAGGUAAAGGUUUAUAGCUUCUAUUUGUUCCUCCACAUUGUCUAUAUAGAGGAACAUAUGGUGAUGUACCUGUAUGACUUAUAGGGUCCUCCAUUAAUUUGUCAUGAAAUAACACUGUGUGAUAUGUAAUCUGAUCCAUUUAUGUCUCUAAUAAAACUUUGACUGUUCUUCAAAAACUUUUAAAGGAGCAUUCUGUAAAUGUACAUUUAGAAUGUUGUUAUUAGACAUCUAAUAUUUCUAAUGUUCUCCCAUAUUCCAGAUUUAAGUGUUGGUGAUUAGCAUUGAGCAUCAUGAGGGGUCAACAUAAGCACAGGCAUGUUCACUAAAGUAGAAUAUUACUGAAAAGUUUAUGCAUUUCAUUUUGUCAAACACAUUAUACAUUAUUUCCACACAGACUGACAUUUUCAAGCCUUUAUUUCUGUUGAUUUAGAUCAUUUUCUGCAUCCAGCUGAUGAAAACAUAACAUUUAAAAUUAUAACCCAACAUCAGACCAAUAAAAAUAUUUUCAAUAUAAAAAUGUUGUAUAAAAAAAAAACACGGUUGUUAAUUUUAAAAUCCACUUUUAAUCUGAGAAACAAGCCGCAUACGAACCAAUAUUCUAAUUUAUUGAAUAUUGCUGUGGGAGAUAAAGGUAUUUUCAAAUGUCUAUAUGUCGUUUGUCUUUGCAAGUUUUUCUUUUUUGUUUUAUCUUAUGCUUCAUACUUUUGUAAAACCUGCUUUGGAAAUAAACUGUCUGUUUGCUGUU